AUGAAUGCAGAGUAUUUCAGAGAAAACGUGCUGCCAAAUCCACUGGUGAAGAACAGCAGUCUGGCUCUGCUCUGUGAAAACAUGAUUAGCCACGAUAACGCUUCGUUAUCUACGCCUCACUGGCCCCCUGCCUUCAGUCUUCCUCGACUGCCUAAUGCCAUACUAAUGGCCAUCGGUGGGUGGAAUGCUGGACAUCCAACCGACGCCAUUGAGUUGUAUGACGUCCACCUUGAUCGUUGGAGCAGCCUGACUCCCAGUCUUGAGUAUCCUUGUGCCUAUCAUGGCACCGCCAUCCUGAAUGGCUACAUAUACUGCCUUGGCGGUUUCAACACAUUUCAGCAUUUUAGCAGGGUGCACAAGUUUGACCUUGUCAACGGCACCUGGCAUGAGGCUGCUCCCAUGUACCACCGGCGCUGCUACAUUAGUGUGACCGUGCUCAAUGGCCGCAUUUAUGCCAUGGGAGGAUUCAAUGGACACAGACGACUCAAGGAAGCAGAGAGUUAUGAACCAAUGACAAACCAGUGGAAUAUGAUUGCUCCAAUGCACGUGGAAAGGAGUGAUACAAGCUGCACCACGUUCAACAAUAAGAUUUACAUUUGUGGAGGAUUUAAUGGAAUAGAAUGCCUGCAGACAGCUGAAUAUUACACCCCAGAGACCAACCAAUGGACAAUGAUCGCUCCCAUGAUCAGACGCCGCAGUGGCAUAAGAGUCAUCGCUUAUGCAUCUCAUAUAUACGCGGUUGGUGGCUUUGAUGGUGAAAGGCGUUUGAGGUCUGCUGAGGCCUACGACCCUGAGAAUAACAGCUGGAGGAAUAUCGCCUCCAUGAAGACCAAACGCAGCAACUUUGGCAUUGAGGUGAUUGAAGACCGGAUCUUCGUUGUUGGGGGCUUCAAUGGCCACACCACUUGCUCUAACGUUGAGUGUUACGACGCCACAUCUAAUGAGUGGUCUGAGGUCUGCAACAUGGAAGUUCAUCGUAGCGCCCUGAGCUGCUGUGUGAUAUCAGGGCUCCCCAACAUGACCGAUUACAUAGUUCCUCGUGUCGCCCAGCCGCUGAUGCCAGUCAUGGAGGGGGAACAAAUGGAGUCCUGA
Molecule: messenger RNA, 1092 nt
Organism: Cyprinodon variegatus (sheepshead minnow)
Lineage: Eukaryota; Metazoa; Chordata; Actinopteri; Cyprinodontiformes; Cyprinodontidae
Product: kelch-like protein 10
Exons: 3
Coding region: 1-1092 (363 amino acids)
Molecular function (GO): protein binding
Source: RefSeq, a predicted model, not a curated record